Manis javanica (Malayan pangolin) is the source of this 4388-nucleotide messenger RNA. RefSeq names its product potassium voltage-gated channel subfamily Q member 4 (gene KCNQ4). Gene Ontology annotation, molecular function: voltage-gated potassium channel activity. The record is from RefSeq and is a predicted model, not a curated record. Gene Ontology annotation, biological process: potassium ion transmembrane transport. Gene Ontology annotation, cellular component: voltage-gated potassium channel complex; membrane. NCBI's taxonomy places the organism in Eukaryota, Metazoa, Chordata, Mammalia, Pholidota, Manidae.
GUGACAUGUGAGCGGCGCCGGUGGCAGGUGGAAAGGCGAGCGGCAUGGAGCGCGUAAUAAGAGAGUUGGAGUCGGAAAGAGCCGCCCCAGUCGCCGGGGAAGCGGGCGGUCAGUGCGGGCUCCGGCGGCCCCCAGGCUCCGAGCGCCCGCCCCCGGCCCCGGCGCGGCCCCGGCCCGGCCCCUAGCCCCCGCCGCCUGCGCCCGGCCCGGGCCGCCCCGUCGGCCCCGGUCGCAGCCAUGAGCCGCUGAGCGCCCCGCGCUCGCCCCCGCCUCGGACCGCAGCCUGGCCCCAGCGCCCCCGCCCGGCACCGCCCAUGGCCGAGGCCCCCCCGCGCCGCCUCGGCCUGGCCCCCCCGCCUGGGGUCGCCCCCCGCGCCGAGCUGGUGGCGCUCACGGCCGUGCAGAGCGAGCAGGGCGAGGCGGGCGGGGGCGGGUCCCCGCGCCGCCUCGGCCUCCUGGGCAGCCCCCUGCCGCCGGGCGCGCCCCUCCCGGGGCCGGGCUCGGGCUCGGGCUCCGCCUGCGGCCAGCGCUCCUCUGCCGCGCACAAGCGCUACCGCCGCCUGCAGAACUGGGUCUACAACGUGCUGGAGCGACCCCGCAGCUGGGCCUUCAUCUACCACGUUUUCAUAUUUUUGCUGGUCUUCAGCUGCCUGGUGCUGUCUGUGCUGUCCACUAUCCAGGAGCACCAGGAACUUGCCAAUGAGUGUCUUCUCAUCCUGGAAUUCGUGAUGAUCGUGGUGUUCGGCCUGGAGUACAUCGUCCGGGUCUGGUCCGCUGGCUGCUGCUGUCGUUACCGAGGAUGGCAGGGCCGCCUCCGCUUUGCCCGAAAGCCCUUCUGUGUCAUCGACUUCAUCGUGUUCGUGGCCUCGGUGGCGGUCAUCGCCGCGGGCACGCAGGGUAACAUCUUUGCCACGUCUGCGCUGCGCAGCAUGCGCUUCCUGCAGAUCCUGCGCAUGGUGCGCAUGGACCGCCGCGGCGGCACCUGGAAGCUGCUCGGCUCGGUGGUCUACGCGCACAGCAAGGAGCUGAUCACCGCCUGGUACAUCGGGUUCCUGGUGCUCAUCUUCGCCUCCUUCCUGGUCUAUCUGGCCGAGAAAGACGCCAACUCCGACUUCUCCUCCUACGCUGACUCGCUCUGGUGGGGGACGAUUACACUGACGACCAUCGGUUAUGGUGACAAGACACCACACACAUGGCUAGGCAGAGUCCUGGCUGCCGGCUUCGCCUUACUAGGCAUCUCCUUCUUUGCCUUGCCUGCUGGCAUCCUUGGCUCUGGCUUCGCCCUGAAGGUACAGGAGCAGCACCGUCAGAAGCACUUCGAGAAGCGGAGGAUGCCAGCAGCCAACCUCAUCCAGGCUGCAUGGCGCCUCUACUCCACCGACACGAGCCGGGCCUACCUGACGGCUACCUGGUACUACUAUGACAGUAUCCUUCCAUCCUUCAGAGAACUGGCCCUCUUGUUUGAGCACGUGCAACGGGCCCGCAAUGGGGGCCUACGGCCCCUGGAGGUGCGGCGGGCGCCAGUACCUGAUGGAGCGCCCUCCCGUUACCCGCCCGUUGCCACCUGCCACCGGCCAGGCAGCGCCUCCUUCUGCCCUGGGGAAAGCAGUCGGAUGGGCAUCAAAGACCGCAUCCGCAUGGGCAGCUCGCAGCGGCGGACGGGCCCCUCCAAGCAGCACCUGGCACCUCCUCCAAUGCCUGCGUCCCCGGGCAGCGAGCAGGGGGCUGAGGCCAGCAGCCCUACCAAGGUGCAGAAGAGCUGGAGCUUCAAUGACCGCACACGCUUCCGGGCCUCUCUGAGACUCAAACCCCGUGCCUCUGCUGAGGAGGGCCCCUCAGAGGAAGUGGCAGAGGAAAAGAGCUACCAGUGUGAGCUCACGGUGGACGACGUCAUGCCUGCUGUGAAGACGGUCAUCCGCUCUGUCAGGAUCCUCAAGUUCCUGGUGGCCAAAAGGAAAUUCAAGGAGACGCUGCGACCAUACGACGUGAAGGACGUCAUCGAGCAGUACUCAGCAGGGCACCUGGACAUGCUGGGCCGGAUCAAGAGCCUGCAGGCUCGGGUGGACCAGAUUAUGGGCCGGGGGCCCGGGGACCGGAAGGCCCGAGAGAAGGGCGACAAGGGGCCCUUGGACGCGGAGGCAGUGGAUGAAAUUAGUAUGAUGGGACGCGUGGUCAAGGUGGAGAAGCAGGUGCAGUCCAUCGAGCACAAGCUGGACCUGCUGUUGGACUUCUACUCCCGCUGCCUGCGCUCUGGCACCUCGGCUAGCCUGGGCACCGUGCAAGUGCCGCUCUUCGACCCCGACAUCACGUCCGACUACCACAGCCCUGUGGACCACGAGGACAUCUCCGUCUCCGCACAGACGCUCAGCAUCUCCCGCUCGGUCAGCACCAAUAUGGACUGAGGCGCUUCUCAGGGGUUGGGACAGCUCACCGCCAGCCCCAGGACCGGGCGCUCGGACCCGCCCUGUGAGGCCUCCGGACUCCGCUCGGACUUGAACUUGCUGCCUCACGGGGAGAGAGGCCACACACAGUAUUGAGCUGCCUGGGUGGGCAAGAUACCGGCUGUGGGUACGAGCAACCCGCCCCACCUCAGGAGCGAGAGAUGCCAGUUCGCUCGGCCGGCAGCAGUAGCGGCUGCCCCGAGGCCUCUGGGCCCCCCAUUGCCCUGCCCGUUUCCAUCAAGGCCCGGCAUAGCUUGCCAGGCAGGGGCACUGCCCCGGGAGUGGGAGUGGGGCGCUGGGUACCUGGGCCCUGACCUAGCUUCCAGCUAUGCAAGGUGAGGUCUCUGGCCCGCCCUUCAGACAGAGCAGGGAGGGAAGCCCUCCUGCCAAGUCCCUGCCCCACUUGGGGGUGGGCCCAAGGUGCCACCACAGGUACCCACAAGCACAGGACCCUGCCACAAGGCAGAUAGGCACCAUAUAUGCAAACUAUGUUAAAUAUGCAACUUUGGGGACCCCCAUGGGGUCCCUCUGCCCCUCCCCCAUUGGGAGAUGGGCCCCCAGCUUUAGCUGGUCUCAGGCGGCUUGGCCAUGACCUCCAUCCCCCUCUUUGGCUUACCCCCUCCUUCUCCCCCUACCUACCCAGCCAGUAUGGGGCCAGUUUCUCCCUUGCUUCCCCAAGGGCAGUGCCUGGGCCUUUCUUUCCAUUUGCAGGUGUCCCUCCCUGUCCCCCAGGGGCACCUUCCUGCUGGCUGUUCACUCCCCUCUUUGACCCUCAGGACACCUUUGACAGCACAAGCUUCUGUAUUCCCCUCCAAACCUCGCAUAGACAAUGCUCCCAUGGUCACACAAACAUGUCCCUCUAGUCCCACAGACAUGCAGACACACACAAUCAUGCACACUUGGAGACAUGAGCACAGAGCCACUCAGCCAUUCUGGGCCUCUCAGCUGAUGACAGUGGGCUGGCCUUGCAGGGUGAUGUCCACUAAGAGGAAGCCUGCCACUCCAUUUGGGUGGGAGAGAGAACUCUGAGGUGACCCCAGGUCUUUCCAGGCACAACUCCAGAGCUUUAGCAGCUCCCCUUUCUCAAGAAGAUCUACUCCUCACUGAUUCAGGAGCCAUAACUGCUGCCUCUGCCUGCCCCCAAGGGCGCUCUUCAGCAUCCCCACAGCAUAACUCAGUCCUAGACCUCCGGGGCCUGGACAGCACUGGAAAGACCCCAGGCCCUUGCCCAGGUUGGUUAUCAGGCCUGCUUCUGUCUAGGUUUGCCCCCUUCCUUGUCACUCUAAUUCUCAGAGAGAAUAAUAAUUCUCUUUUUUGGUAGGCACCACUCUGCAUCUGGCAUUCACACGCACUGUUUCCCCUCCUUCCAUACCCAUCUCUUCACUUCAGUUGACAGCUCUCCAUGCUGGUAUAAUCCCCCCACCCCCCAUCCACUCCAGGCCCCUAGCACCUCUUUGGUAUCCCUACCCCUUUGUCCCUCUUCUACAAAGCCAAUGCAGAUGGCAGGAGGGUGAUGGGUAGUGGACCAAUGGUGACCCCCCUGUAGGGUGCCAGGGAACAAGGGGCUUGGGCCCAGCUGCCUACAUCUCAUGAUUGGGGAUCUGCAUGCACCAGCACCAGGGCUGGGGUUGGAUCUUGCUCAGUCCCAUGGUGCCCAGCCUCUGCCCCAACAGACCCUUUGCAUGUGACCAUCACGUCCUGGAUGGAGCCUCUCCUGGCUCACCUCACCUGCACUGCACUGUCCCCAGAGAGCCACCCCUCCACCCCCUCAGAAACAGAGCUGUGGAGAGGGACAGGAGAAUGGGAUUACCCUAUGACCAAUGGAGACUUGGGAAGAAGCCCUCCCUCCUUCCAGAUCGAAGUUCCCCCACCAACCUGGUUCGUGGAUAUGCAAGUACCUCACUUUAUAAGUUAACUUAUUAACUUAUUGGUUUCAUUAAAGUUUUC